Messenger RNA from Daldinia caldariorum, 1152 nucleotides. Its product is annotated as protein phosphatases PP1 regulatory subunit sds22. The record is from RefSeq and is a predicted model, not a curated record. The coding region runs from base 1 to 1152 and encodes 383 amino acids. NCBI's taxonomy places the organism in Eukaryota, Fungi, Ascomycota, Sordariomycetes, Xylariales, Hypoxylaceae. Gene Ontology annotation, molecular function: protein binding. The transcript has 3 exons.
AUGCCUGGUCAAUUAAACGGCGAUGCGAGUCACGAACCGCCCACCCAACACCAUAUCGAAGUGAUUGAAGACGAGACCCGUUCGGAGCGGGGAGACGGCCAACCCAGUCCCGGUUUAAGGGACAGCAAAGGCUGGGACGGUAAACUACGGGUCGACCGAAACACCCUGUUUAAGAACCCCGAAGCUCUCUCGGAUCCCGAAUAUUCAGAUGAUGAAAAUGUGCUUCCGGGGCAAGAGAUAGGUGCAGAUGAAGACCUCCUAGAUGACGAAGACCCCGAUACGGAUGAUAUCAGUCUUUCACAUUCGCGCAUCUCUUCUAUCUCUGCUCUUCGCUUGGAACGGUUUAAGAAAGUCGUACGACUAUGUCUACGCCAAAACCUCGUCCAGCACAUCGAGGGGUUGUCCGAAUUAGGCCCCACUUUAGAGGAACUUGACCUAUACGACAACCUCAUUUCACACGUCAGGGGCUUGGAUGACUUGACUAAGCUCACAACCCUAGACCUCAGCUUCAACAAGAUCAAACAUAUCAAACAUAUCGAACACCUAACCGAGCUCACCGACCUUUUCUUCGUAUCCAACAAGAUUAGUACCAUUGACGGAUUGUCGACUUUAACAAAACUCCGUCAGCUUGAGUUGGGUUCGAAUAGGAUAAGGGAGAUCAAGAAUCUUGAUGCCUUGAAGAACCUGGAGGAGCUCUGGCUAGCGAAGAACAAAAUCACCGAGCUCAAAGGCUUAGCUGGCUUGCCCAAAUUAAGACUGCUAAGCAUCCAAUCGAAUAGAAUCAAAGACCUUUCUCCUCUUCGCGAAGUCCCCCAGCUGGAAGAGUUAUAUAUAUCCCAUAAUGCCCUCGAAAGCCUCGACGGUUUAGAUGGAAAUCCCAAUCUGACCAUCAUCGACAUCUCAAAUAACGCAAUCACGAGCCUAAAAGGCCUUGGUAAUCUGAAGAACAUUGAAGAAGUAUGGGCAAGCUAUAACCAGCUCUCUGAUUUCGCAGAUGUUGAGCGGGAGUUGGCCGACAAGGAGAAUUUAACAACGGUGUAUUUCGAGGGAAAUCCUUUGCAGCUGAAACAGCCUGCUUUGUACCGGAAUAAGGUGCGGCUGGCGCUACCGCAAGUCCAGCAGAUUGAUGCCACCUUUGUGAAGACGGUCUAG